AUGCCUGCUCCGAACGGCGAAGCGCGGCGCGUGAACCUGCCGCGAGAUUGUGUGGAUGAUCUACAACGUGGCGUGGGAUGCGUGGAGCUGCUAGCUCAGCUGAGUCCUCCUGGGGUUAGCGAGAAGAAGCCUUGUGCGUUCGUGGACGUGGCGUUCCACCCGUUGAAGUCGUGGGUGGCUGCCAUUGAGCCCAAAGGAUGUGGCGUCGUGUGGGACUACGAGACGGGAGAAGUCGUGACGGAGUUCGACUUGGGCGAGUCUCAAGUCCUGGACGACGAUGACGUGCGCGACAGCGAAGCGAGUGAAGACGCUGCGGAAGCAGCAGACGGAGCAAACUUUGCUAGUCCUGCUGCAGCACCCAAGGGGCUGUUGGGUAGAGCGACAGCUUCGCCGUCGAUGAGGUCAGUGCAGGGAGCAGUUGCCGCUGCGAAUGCAGCAAAAGGACUGUUGUCGCCUACUGGGGCUUCUCUCAUCAAACCAAGACGGCGAACGACACUGUACAUGUUGUUCUACGAUCACGAGUCGAUCGCGUGUACGACACAACUGCCAGCGCCGCGGACGUGCUUUGACGAGUGGCUGAUCAUUGUGGCGCGAUCUCAUAUCGUGAUCUGCGACCUCGACCAGAACGGAGCGGUGCACCACCUUGACCCCGAGGAUCUACAUCGCGGUCUUCCGACUAGUGUUGCUAUUCUGCCCUCUGGGCUUUUAGCAAUCGGCUGCCAAGACGGAAAAAUCCGCAUCUGGAGCCCAUGGCAGUCGAAAACUCAGCUCAUUUUACUUACGACGCCACCUAUCCUGAUGAAAAGAAGCGGGAGUGGGGCACUUCCUGGAGCGGAGACGCGUCUCAGUACGCAACUCCAUCAUCUCGCCUGCGCAACGUUGGAUGGCCAUGUUGUCACUUGGAGGGUGUCGUUUAACGCGUCCACUUCCAGUUGCGACUGUGUAAAGACGUCGGAAGUGGAGCUGAGGGAUGUAUUCCGGCAGUACGAUAUGAAUGGGAUUCAUGAACUCAAGUUCCACCCGCAACAUGACGUGAUGACUGCGGCAGCGCGUGACGGUACCAUCUUCUUCUUUGAUGUUGCCCCACUAUUGGAUAGCAACAAACCUGCGACGCUGACGGGGCUGCUUCCGUCCAGCAAGCUCCAGAAUAUUGUUGUGUUGCCAGGAACUCAAAAGGGGUGCUUCUCAGCGCUUUCGAUCUCUCCCUUGAACUCCACGCUGACGGUAUCCGAGAUUAUAGUUAAGGGCCGAUACAGUGGGAAGGAUAAUGUACCAACUAUCUUUACCGAGUUUGGCACCGGCAAUAGUCAAGAGUCCCGGGAUCUCCGAGGCUUCCUUGAUCAAAUGCCACCGAAGCGCUUGAAGAUGGCAUCCCUUACCAGUAGUGUUCGGAACCAAGGCGAGUUGUGCUGCCUUACCAGUUACGGUUUGCUGAUCCUCAAGUCUAGCUGCUUGGCUACUCCUCUCCCCGUCUUCGUCCCUCGAGGCUCGAACAAUACUCCUGCUAUCGGCUUCCCUUCUUCCAUGGCCAUUGGACUGCGAGUUCUCGGUGAAAAUCCACAAGAGAAACCACAGCACCACGCUGUGCAGAACGGGGCAGAAGCUCAGAAUCCCGCGACGAUCGAGCGAUCGCGAGUUCCUCAGCUGCAGUAUUGCCCCUGGCAAAACGGAUUCCUCGCUGCUAUUCUUCCUCUCAGCGGGCAUCUUGAGAUUUUACAAGUGGGAUUGAAGCCGGUGCCACCAAAUGCUGUAGACCUGGAGACGAUAUUUGUGGCGCAUGCGUUUGCCUUUGCGUGGCAUCCAUCCCAACCGCUCUUCGCUGUACUCGCGCCAAACAAGGAGCUCGCCAAACUUACUCGCUCGACCACCUCAUCAGCAAUCGUCCAGAGCAAGCGAUCGCGAUUUUUCUUUGGCGGGAGCAGAGCUUCUGCUGCCAAUGCAACUGAUGAGCCUGACGCGCGUCAGCAGCGAACUGCUUCGAGGUCAUUGACGUUGUCAGUUUACAAACUUUCCGGAGACGAUGCAGAGGUUGAAUUCGUCGAGACGAGCUUCUCGAAUGGGGACGACCACGUACUUCACGUUUUCUCGGGUCCACUGCUUGGCGUAGUCAAGUUCAUCGCAGACAAUGAUACUGUUGAUCCAACGCCAGUAAUGGGAGGAGCAAUAGUGAAGCGAGCUCGCGAUAGUCCCGCCUCGUUGAGUCGCAUCCAGCGCGCGCACUCGUUCAUGCUGGGACUCAGCAACAUGUCUCCCAAAAUGACGGACUUGAGGCUGACCAUGUUGUCCCCAUCGCAGUCGCCUUCAGCCUCGCCAACCGCAAUCAGCUUUGAAUCGGCUGACUCUGCUAGCGAUUUAACGAAAACGUACCUCGAAUUCUACGAGUGGAGUCACACUGUGGGCGCUGCAGAGGGGGAACCAGCACUACGCAAAUUUAGUGGAGGGUUCGCUGUCGACUGUCCGCUUGCCCUUGAAUGGGACACCGCUACUCAGAGCCUUUGUGCACUUGUGUAUCCAAGCUGCAUCAAGAUCUACCGCUUCAGCAUUUCGGCUGUCGACAAGAGCAGCCAAGCUGAAGGAUCCAAUACUACGAUGGAAUGUCUGCACGAAAUCCCGACGCCGAGUCCAGCGCUGUCCCUGCACUGGGCGCAUCACGCGCUCUUCUUCACGACAGAGGACGAGGUCAAAUGCAGCGUGAUUUGUCGAACACGGUGCUUUACGCUCGCUCUAGCGUCGAAAUGGGUACUGAACGAGGCUUCGUGUGCUACCCAAGUGAGCGACGAUGACCUUAACCAGUUCCCAAGACCUCAGAUCUUCCCUGCUGGGGCGACUACGAUCUUAGGAGUGAUCGACCAGAAGCUUGUGCUGGCGGGUCCACUCCACGCUGUUCACAUCCUCGACCUGUCGAAUCGAGUGUUGCAGUGCGCGAUGCUGGUCAGUGCGGGGCGUAUCGAGCAAGCAGCAGAAGUCGCCCAACCACUUAGCCCGGAUGUCAUCCAAUGGCUGGGGGCCGUCUUUGAGGCGUUUGGCCAUGCUUCACAGGCUUUGCGUCUUCUACCCGCGCUCUCCUUGUCGUUGAAGGUCAACAUGUGCAUCAAGCACGCAGAGCUGGAGCUAUUGGCGAAGCUACUCGGUGAACUCAUCGAACAGGAACGAGAUUCGCCUGAUCUCACGGGUUCGUCACUCUUCCAACGCGCGUGCAUUGCUCUUCACCGUGGACAAGUGGACUCGCCACUCAAGCAGCUCGGUCCAGUGCUUCUGUCACGCAAGCACAACACCGACGCUAUCUUCGUGGCCUCUCUGCUGCAGAACGACGAGCAACUCGUCCAAGCGUACGGCUCAGCUGGGGAAUGGGGAGCCGCUUUCCACGCUUCAAAGAGCAAAACCUCAAGUCGCUCGGCUGUGCCAAUUCAAGGCGCCAUUCUGCAAAAGUGGAAUGCUGGUAUCGCCAAACCCACUGCAGCCUGGAGGACGGUGCUCGAAAAGCAAGGGAUUCGACCUCCCACGACGGUGAAACUCGGACCGCCAUCGAUGAAGACGGCAUAA
Molecule: messenger RNA, 3543 nt
Organism: Phytophthora sojae
Lineage: Eukaryota; Oomycota; Peronosporomycetes; Peronosporales; Peronosporaceae
Exons: 11
Coding region: 1-3543 (1180 amino acids)
Molecular function (GO): protein binding
Source: RefSeq, a predicted model, not a curated record